ACUACUAUAUAAUUCGUCAUACAACCUUUGUUACGUUUUCAAUGGAACAGUUAAAGCUUGUAAGAAAAUAUUUGAAGAUAAAAAUUUUGGGAGACAAUAUUACUUUUCGAGAUCAUCAUACCGAAAGAAAACAUGUUUACGAUAUAAUUACAAAAACAAUAUUACAUGGAGAAUCUCACUCGGCGCUCAUUAUUGGCCCAAGAGGAUGCGGCAAAACAACACUCUUCAAUUCAGUCCUCAACCAGGUUUCAAAGGAGGUUGAUCUUGUAAAUGAUGCUAUACUAGUAAAGUUGAACGGCCUGAUACACAACGAUGAUAAAAUAGCUCUUAAGUCCAUCACAGCACAGAUGCAGCUUGAAAAUGUUGUUGGUGACCGUGUGUUUGGAACAUUUGCGGAGAAUCUCAGUUUCCUUCUGAGUUGCUUGAUGAGCGGUGCAGACAGAAGAUGCAAGAGCAUGGUGUUUAUAUUGGAGGAGUUUGACAUGUUCUGUCACAGCGGCAGGACACAGACUCUGCUGUAUAAUCUGUUUGAUAUCACACACAGCAAGCAGGCACCCAUGUGUGUUCUUGGUAUAACAAACAGAAUAGAUGUGAUGGAAAUGUUAGAGAAACGAGUGAAGUCCAGGUUCUCACAUCGGCACAUCUUCAUAUUCCCCAAUGAACAUCCAGCUGGUGAGGAGAAAACACCAUUACAGACUUGCACAGAAGUGUUUGUACAGUGCCUCAGUAUGCCAAUUAGUGUUGCCAGUAGAAAGGUCAAGUCCCCAAGAAAAAGAAAAAAUAGGAAGUCUGUUGCUGUUGAAGACAUGGAUACAGAUGUUAAUGACAAAACAUUAGAGUAUUCUAUACCACAGGAAGUAUUCACUACAUGUAAUAUAGACUCCACACAGUUUCAAGAGUUGGACGCCAGUUAUAUAGAAGAAUGGAAUGCUCAUAUACAGAGCUUAGUUGAAAAUGAGCAUGUUGUAGAUGCUUUAGAGAAGUUCUGUUAUUAUACAGUCAAUGAACAAAUAUUUAAGGAUGUGCUAUUCCAGCUAGUAUCAAAGCUAUCGCCAAAGAAGCCUUUCAUAGAUGUGUCAGGCAUAACUACGAUAGUUGACCACACCGUUGCUGGGGAGCAGAGAGUCAAGAUGCUACAGUCACUCUCUAUCUUAGAGUUGAGCUUGGUCAUCGCGAUGAUACACGGCCAAGACAUUUUCGAUGGACAGCCAAUGAACUUCGAAAUGGUUUUACAUAGGUAUACAAAAUUCGCCAACACCAACUCGUCGACCCAAACCGUGCCGCGGCCAGUGAUUCUCAAAGCGUUUGAGCACCUGCAGAGCUUAGAAAUCAUCAUGCCAGUAAAAUCUGACUCGCACGGCACAGACACAACUAGUACAGUGCAGAAGGAAUACAAGUUGUAUACCCUGGCGGUACCCACAGAAGAUGUAAAAGAAGCAUUAAAAGGCUUCAAGGCUCUGCCAACUGAAAUAAGCCACUGGUUCAACAAUGCUAUAGAAUAAAUAACCAGAAAUAAGUGUGUGUGCUGGCAACACUUGAGUCAGUAAGUCCGAGUUUUCUUCUAUUUAU
This is a messenger RNA of Aricia agestis (brown argus), 1569 nucleotides long. RefSeq names its product origin recognition complex subunit 4 (gene Orc4). The transcript has 7 exons. Gene Ontology annotation, cellular component: nucleus; nuclear origin of replication recognition complex. The coding region runs from base 42 to 1502 and encodes 486 amino acids. Gene Ontology annotation, biological process: DNA replication initiation; DNA replication. The record is from RefSeq and is a predicted model, not a curated record. Lineage: Eukaryota; Metazoa; Arthropoda; Insecta; Lepidoptera; Lycaenidae. Gene Ontology annotation, molecular function: ATP hydrolysis activity; ATP binding; DNA replication origin binding.